This is a messenger RNA of Chrysoperla carnea, 1485 nucleotides long. RefSeq names its product carboxypeptidase B-like. The record is from RefSeq and is a predicted model, not a curated record. The transcript is spliced from 5 exons. Lineage: Eukaryota; Metazoa; Arthropoda; Insecta; Neuroptera; Chrysopidae. Gene Ontology annotation, biological process: proteolysis. Bases 42 to 1430 code for a protein of 462 amino acids. Gene Ontology annotation, molecular function: zinc ion binding; metallocarboxypeptidase activity.
GGUGCACAAAUAACAAUCAGUUUCUUUUCAACGCAGUAAACAUGAAAUCAUCGAAUUUAACAAUUAGAAACCUUUAUCUAUUAUUUUUAGUGGGAUUUUUUAUUAUGGUCCAAUCAUUAAAAGAUUAUUCAGGCUACAAAAUUUAUGUUUUUCUACCAAAAGAUGAUAUACAGGAUGCAAUUGUUAGAGACAUAAUUGAUUUACCUGGAGUGGAUGCAUUUAAAGCAUAUCGCCGGCUAUUUGCACCUGAAUAUAUGAUUGCACCAGAAACCCAACCAUUGAUAAAUGAUAUUUGUGUUGUAACAAAUUUAUCAUAUGCUAUUGCUGUACAUGAUCUUGGCCAUGUCUUCAGGCGGGUUGGUACAGGAUCGUCAUCUGAUUAUGAAGUUCUUUUGAAGGAAAGUACUCUUCCCAGAGUAAAACCAGGAUAUAUUUCAUUUCAGCAAUAUGAAACAUAUGAAAAUGUACAAGCAUAUUUGGACAGACUAGCUUUACAAUAUCCACAGCUUAUGGAUAUGUUUUCAAUUGGUAAUACGUACGAAGGGCGCAACAUUACUGUCGCACGAAUAACUAAUCAAAAAAUUAGGCAUCGAAAACCGGUCAUUUUAAUCGAUGCAGGAAUACAUGCACGUGAAUGGAUUGCUCCCGCAUUUGCUUUAUACAUCAUUCAUAAACUGGUGGAAAGAAGUUAUGAACAUUCUGCGCUAUUGGAUAAUUUUGAAUGGUUCAUAAUACCGUUAUUGAAUCCAGAUGGAUACGAAUAUAGUCGGACUAAUGAUCGAUUAUGGCGAAAAAAUCGAGCACCAAAUUUUAAUACCGAAUGUAUUGGUACUGACCUAAAUCGAAAUUGGGGCUACCAUUGGGAAUCAAAUUAUCAUCGUGAAUGUGACAGUUCUUAUUCUGGAGAUGAAGAAUUUUCUGAAUUUGAAUCAAGGGCCCUACGUGAUUUGGGAUACGCUCUAGGCGAUGAUGUAUUGGUGUAUCUUACACUCCAUGCAUAUGGCCCAUUGUUAUUGUAUCCAUGGGGAUUUAAAUCAGAAGUACCUCCAGAUUAUGCAGACCUAGACUCACUUGCCAAAGCAAUGACCGAUGCUUUAAGUAUUCCGUACGUGUUUGGAAGUUCAAACAAUGUUUUGUAUGCAGCUCCAGGUGGAAGUGACGAUUGGUUUAAAGGAGUGAUUGGUACAAAAUAUUCUUAUACGUGGGAAUUACCCCCAGGUGGCACAACUGGAUUUGAAAUACCUGAACAUAACAUAAUGUCUACUGUCGUCGACUCAUUUAAUGCAAUAGAAGCAUUGGGUGCAUAUUUUUUAAAUUUGUGUAAUCAAUCACAACAUCCAUAUCAUUCACAAUAUAAAACGCAACCCAAAUACCAUAAACGAUCAUCAGAAAUGUUAAAGGUUCGUAAUGAUCCAUUAAUUCAUUCAUAGUGAUAUAUUGCAAAAUGAGACAUUAAUAAGUUCUUAGAUAAAACAAAAGUGUAUA